Messenger RNA from Danaus chrysippus (African queen), 2766 nucleotides. The record is from the annotation of a GenBank genome assembly. Lineage: Eukaryota; Metazoa; Arthropoda; Insecta; Lepidoptera; Nymphalidae.
AUGAUCUUAUUCAAUAUUCUUCUUAUAUAUUUCUUCAGAACAAUAUAUUCACAAACGACACAGAAUAUUAAUGUUUUGUUAAUAAACGAAGAAAAUAACGCACUGGCUGAAAGAUCUUUUGAAGUAGCCAAAGAGUAUGUAAGGCGGAAUCCUGCUUUAGGUCUAGCGGUUAAUCCGGUGAUCGUUGUUGGAAAUCGUAGUGAUGCUAAAGUUUUUCUUGAGAACGUUUGCAGAAAAUACAAUGAUAUGAUUUCUGCGAAGAAAACGCCUCAUGUCGUCUUGGAUUUCACGAUGACUGGCGUCGGUUCGGAAACUAUAAAGUCAUUUACAGCUGCAUUGGCUCUGCCAACUAUUUCUGGUUCCUUUGGUCAAACGGGUGACUUACGACAAUGGCGUGCCCUUGUUGAUAAUCAAACUAAAUAUCUAUUACAAGUCAUGCCUCCAGCAGACAUCCUGCCAGAGGCCGUAAGGGCGAUCGUUAUGAAACAAGAUAUUACAAACGCCGCUAUAAUUUUUGAUGAAUAUUUCGUUAUGGAUCACAAAUAUAAAUCGCUUCUGCAGAAUAUUCCGACACGUCAUGUUAUUACUCCCGUUAAGAGUUUUAGCAAGGAUGACAUAAAAACUCAGCUAAGAAGCUUACGAGAGCUGGACAUAGUGAACUUUUUUAUCGUCGGCAGUUUAAGGACUAUAAAAAAUGUAUUAGAUGCCGCAAAUGAAAACCAGUACUUUGGCCGAAAGACGGCCUGGUUUGCUUUAUCUCUAGAUAAAGGGGAAAUAAGCUGCGGCUGUAAAGACGCGACAAUAGUUCACAUAAAACCAACACCGGAUGCCAACAGUCGAGAUCGAUUAGGAAAAAUUAAAACGACGUACAGCAUGAACGGGGAACCUGAAAUCACUUCCGCGUUUUAUUUCGACCUGUCAUUGAGAACUUUUUUAUCUAUAAAGUCAUUGCUGGACUCUGGCAAAUGGCAAAAUGAUAUGAAUUUUAUUACUUGUGAUGAUUACGAUGGCAAAAAUACACCUAAUAGGAGUUUAGAUCUCAAAACUGCUUUUCAAGAGGUGAAGGAAACACCGACGUAUGCUUCGUUUUAUAUUCCCGAGGACGAUCCAAUGAACGGAAGGAGUUAUAUGGAAUUUUCCACUGAUUUAACGGCCGUCACCAUUAAAGAUGGGGCAUCUAUAGGCAGUAAGACUCUGGGCUCAUGGAAGGCUGGUUUAUCCAGUCCCCUUUUACUAACUGAUCCUGAUAAUAUGAGCGAUUAUUCCGCUCAACUGGUAUACAGAAUAGUCACCGUCGAGCAACAACCUUUCAUUAUUAGAGACGAAGAUGCGCCGAAAGGUUUUAGAGGUUAUUGCAUUGAUCUUAUUGAGGAAAUACGACAGAUUGUUAAAUUUGAUUAUGAAAUAACGCUAGCACCGGAUGGAAGCUUCGGUGUAAUGGACGAGAAUGGUAACUGGAACGGAAUUAUUAAGGAAUUGAUGGAAAAAAGGGCAGAUAUCGGAUUGACGUCAUUAUCUGUAAUGGCGGAAAGGGAGAACGUGGUCGAUUUUACCGUACCUUAUUACGAUUUGGUGGGAAUAACAAUUUUAAUGAAAUUGCCAAGAACACCUACGUCACUGUUCAAAUUCUUGACAGUUUUAGAAAACGAUGUUUGGUUGUCUAUUUUGGCUGCAUACUUUUUUACGAGUUUUCUCAUGUGGGUAUUUGACAAAUGGAGUCCGUACAGUUACCAGAAUAAUAGGGAAAAGUAUAAGGAUGAUGAAGAAAAAAGGGAAUUCACUCUUAAAGAGUGUCUAUGGUUUUGUAUGACGUCACUAACACCCCAAGGUGGAGGGGAGGCUCCAAAAAAUCUCUCUGGUCGACUACUAGCUGCGACUUGGUGGCUUUUCGGAUUCAUAAUCAUCGCGUCUUACACGGCGAAUUUGGCAGCAUUUUUGACGGUAUCCCGUUUAGAUACUCCAAUUGAAUCCUUGGAUGAUUUAUCAAAACAAUAUAAAAUACAGUACGCACCGUUAAAUGGUUCUGCUGCUAUGACAUAUUUUGAAAGAAUGGCCAACAUAGAAGUUCGUUUCUAUGAGAUAUGGAAAGAAAUGAGUCUGAAUGAUAGUCUGAGUGACGUGGAACGAGCUAAAUUAGCUGUUUGGGAUUAUCCUGUGAGCGAUAAAUAUAGUAAAAUGUGGCAAGCUAUGAAGGAGGCUGGUCUGCCAAACUCUAUAGAAGAAGCAGUGGAUAGAGUUAGAGCUUCAAAGAGUUCAAGUGAAGGCUUCGCGUGGUUGGGAGACGCGACUGAUAUAAGAUAUCAUGUUCUUACGAGUUGUGAUCUGCAAAUGGUUGGUGAUGAAUUCUCUAGGAAACCAUAUGCCAUAGCCGUCCAACAGGGGUCGCCACUGAAAGAUCAGUUUAACAAUGCAAUACUCCAGCUUCUUAAUAAGAGAAAGUUGGAGAAAUUGAAAGAAGAUUGGUGGAAUAAUAAUCCUAAUGCGAUCAAAUGUGAGAAACAGGACGAUCAGUCUGACGGGAUCUCUAUACAGAAUAUUGGUGGAGUUUUUAUUGUUAUAUUUAUGGGUAUUGGACUGGCUUGUGUUACUUUAGGAGUAGAGUAUUGGUGGUACAAAUGGAGACGACGCCCUACUAUUAGUGAUGUUAAACAGGUUGAACCAGCUAAAUCUGUAAGAAAUAACACAGAACCGAACACGAAAAUCAACGAUGGAUUCACAUUCCGAUCAAGGAAUUUAGGUCUCUCGAACUUAAAGCAAAAAUUUUAA